GCUGGUGACGGAGAUCAGCGCAUCCAACCCCGAAUGCGAGAUAGACAUUGUUUGCUGGUGGCUCGGCAACGAGGUGUGCGGAGAUUAUGGGUGCCUCCCGCCGUUGGAAGCUAUGGGAACGGCAUGGCGCCCGAGCACCCUCAACAGCGUCGAGUAUGUCACGGCCCGUAUCCGCAACGGGAUCGAGAUUUUGGCUGCCCUCGCGGGCAUGCCUCAGGUCUCUGCCGUGCACAUGCACAGCAACCCGGCAUCCUACAUCUACAACUUGCAUCCGGAGUACAAUGUGGUGAUGACGCAAGCCCUCAACGAGGCUGACUCAAGAGGACUCACAACGGUUUGCAUCGAUGCCUUGGCACAGUUCUUGGUGUUCCAAGACGGCUAUCACGCCCGGGACACAUAUGAGAACCGGGCACACUUCUCAAGGUAUCUCAUCAACACACUGCUGCUCCUUGACAGAGAAGUAGAAACUCAGCGCAUCGGGGCGGAGAUGACGGCCACAAUCAAGAGGUGGGAGAGGGCUGACAGGAACAUCCCCACGGCCCACUGGAAGAUCGAACAGAGGCGUGCCGAGAUCAAGCGGGACAUGCAGAGGGAUCUCGCCGAGGGCGAUUUGGACUUCGAGGCACCAUUCAUCCUCCCCGACACCGAGCUUGUUCCCGUGGAAAACGACGGGGAGACCAACUUCGUCGCCGCCGGAGAGACAGUUGAUGAGGCGCUCGAUAUGAUCGAGGCGCUGCGCGAGGUGGAGCCUGAGGCCGAGCCCGCUGCUAGCUCCCCGCGAGGGGAUGCCUCCAACUUGGAACGCACCGGCGAAGGCGAGGACCUCAUCAUCGAGGAGAUGUAUGGCGCUCCACCAACCGAAGAGGAAGUGGUCCUGGAGGCAGCAAGAGAGACGUUCAGUUUCCGAGGUGGAAACUUUGUCCUGCAUGAAAUGCCCCAGGACACGCUGCAGAAGCCACAAAAGCGCCUUUGGUUCCAUCAUGGAGAUUUGCUCUUCUUCACGGGGCUUGUUCGAGGGAACUUCACGAAAGACUUCCCCGAGCUCAAGCAUGAUGAAGGUCUCUGGGUCAGCAUUGAGAAAUGCCUGGAUAUCUUCAACAAGGCCCGCAAACAUCAUUGGGGCAUCCGACAAGUGAUCCAGAUGGUGGCAGAAGACCGAAAAGGCAGGCUGGAGAUGAGGGGGAUAGACAUCAAGAGGAAAGAAGCCAUCAACCAGGCCUACUUCCCCGUGAUCAUCCGUGCCACGCAAAGCCAUAACGCUGCCAUCGCCAAGAACCCCGACACUGAUGUUGCGAUUGCAUCCGCCUACUACUCCCUCCUGGACAAGUCGGAGGCCGACUCGGCAGCCACCCGCGAGGGUGUGCCUAUCGUCUGUUACGAGGAUGUCCCGAAGAUCCUCUACCACCGGACGAGUCGAGACAGCUUCCAAAGUAUCCUUCAGGGGGGCUUACUCGCAGGCUCCCAGAGCAGCGGCCGGAUCCACAACUAUUUCGCAACUUGCCCUGUGUCAUCGGAUGCCUAUCGAUCUGGAGUUCGAGCAUACGCACCCAUCGAGAUAAAAUGGGAUACGGAAAAGCUCCUCAAAAGCGGGUGUCUCCUUUUCACCACCCGCUCCGAGGGCGUGCUAUGCCGCGAGCCGUGCGCUCCCUCAGCGAUCAUCUCGAUCACUGACACUGUCAAGGAGGAGGUGCUCUACUCCCUGCGCCUCGAUGAUGCUCCUGAAGUUCCUAGUGGCUCCGCUGGCUUCACCUUGCCAUCGCGCAAACGGCAGCUUCCCGCAAGGGAAAGCCUACCCUCAACAGAUGCGCCAAUGGCAGAGCCAGUCGAUGAGUACGUGGAAGUGGAGGUCCAGCCAAGGACUCCGCCGGCUUCACAUAUGACGGUGGAGGACGCUGCUGCCAAUGUCCCCGAGCCGGAGAAUCCCUUCGUGAUGACGGGGCCGUCCAUCUUCCCGUGUCCUACAUGCCAAGCAGAGUGUUUUGUGGGGCAGCAUCAUUGCAUCCGCUGCCGCCACCGCCUCUCAGACUCUAAGGGAGAAGACCGGCGCUUCAUCCAAGCAGCCCAUCGCCGCAAUCGCAUCUUAGACAGAUUGGCAACUGUCGGCGUGUCGGUCCACAACAUCAGUCCCUAUGAGCUGGGAAAGCUGGCGAGGCACACGAAGGAAGAGGAACGCGGACAGAUGAGUUAUGAGGCUCAUACGAUUCGCAAAGCCAAGGACAAAGUCCAGCGGGCACUCAAAAUCAAGGGCACGAACUUCCGAAGCCUGGCAGAUCGGUUCGACAAUGACCCAACUUUCGCAGCCAGACAGGCCGAGAACGGAUUGACGCGAGCAGACAUGCGUCGUCUUCAGGUGUACGCCACCGGCUACUUGCCCGCACCUGGUCGUACCCGCCAACAGGUCAUCCUCGGAGCAGGCAGCCACGCUGACUUCCAAGCCUCCCGUUCGGAAGUCAACGCAAAGCUUGUCAUUUACGACGGCAUUGCCCUCGAGGAGCUGAAGGCCCUGAACUUGGCGGAUGAUGAAAUGACCGUCAACAUGGGUGUGGGCUGGCACGGCACCUUUAUGGACGUGCCCACAUUUGCUGGUUUGACCCUCGGCAACGAGGAUGCCCGCAAGGUGCUGACCUUUCAAGGCUUGGUCAGCUUGCAGGCCGCUAACCUCGAUGACCUGAAGACCGAGAUUCGCGAUCUGAUCUUGGCUAAUUAUGCACCUGCUCAGGCCAAGGUCCGAAGUGAUCAGCCAGCCCGUGCACGUCAGUCCGAGAUUUCAAAAGCCAAAUCAAAAGCUGCUCCCGCUGCUCCAACCCAGCGCUGGACGGAUGCAGACUGGGAGCGUUGGCAGUAUGGAGGCUACUACGGCCGCAACUGGUAUUCGGCUGCUGAAUGGCGCCGAUACUGGGGUCAGUGA
Messenger RNA from Symbiodinium pilosum, 2908 nucleotides. The record is from the annotation of a GenBank genome assembly. NCBI's taxonomy places the organism in Eukaryota, Dinophyceae, Suessiales, Symbiodiniaceae.